Messenger RNA from Musa acuminata subsp. malaccensis (wild Malaysian banana), 2739 nucleotides. Its product is annotated as probable disease resistance protein At5g63020. Gene Ontology annotation, molecular function: ADP binding; protein binding. NCBI's taxonomy places the organism in Eukaryota, Viridiplantae, Streptophyta, Magnoliopsida, Zingiberales, Musaceae. The record is from RefSeq and is a predicted model, not a curated record.
UCGCCGGUUGUUGCUCCAAGAGCUGCUGGUGCACAUGCAAGAGCAGCAAGAGAUCGGCCUAUAAGCAUCAUCAGAGCAGAAAAGAUGACGACGAUGUGACUGUAAGAUUGCCUCCUGUCUCUCCCAGAAGCAGAGGUACCGACAACGUGGAUGCGGCGGAGAUGCCGACUCUAAGAACAGCAAGAGACGUCUUCAUUGUCGCUGAGAGGUUGCCCCCUGGUCCAGCCAGGGAGUUGCCCGUGCCGAAUCCCAUUGUUGGACAGGAGGUGUACCUGAAGACGGCCCUCGGUUACCUUGCAGAUGAUGCAGUAGGCGUGGUGGGGAUACAUGGCACAGGGGGCGUCGGUAAGACCACCCUCUUGAGGAGCAUCAACAACCAGUUCUGCGGCAGCGCUGCAAGAACCGAGUUUGAUCAUGUGAUGCUUGCUGUGGUCGGUAAAGAUCCCGAUAUCAAGAAGCUCCAGGGAGCCAUAGCAUACGAGGUCGGAUUGCUCCUCAACGCCGACGAUAGCGAGGUCGUCCGAGCUGCCGCCAUCUUCGACUUCCUGAAGGCGAGGAGCUUCUUGCUGCUGUUGGAUGACCUUUGGGCACCUCUGGAACUGGCAAAGGUUGGAAUCCCGCAACCGUCGAGCGACAGCGCCAUCGGACGCAAGCAAAAGCUGAUGAUCUCGACGCGGCUGGUGGACAUCGCUGGAAGAAUGCAAGCUUACAAGAUCCUCAUUUUGGAAUGCCUGAAGUGGGAGGAGGCGUGGAACCUAUUCAAAUCCACGGUCGGCGAGGAUACCGUGGGAGAUCAAAGAAUCCGAAGCUUUGCGGUCACGCUCGCAAAGGAGUGCCGCGGCUUGCCGCUUGCUCUUGUCACGAUGGGGUCGGCGAUGGCCGCAAAGAAGACGGCUGAGGAGUGGCAAAGCGUGAUCUCGUCGAUCAAAACCUCGCCGCUCCAUGAAAUCUCAAGUGCAGAGGAUGAAUCGCUCGCUCUUCUGCACGUUAGCUGCGGAAGCUUGAGAGAUCAUAGGAUGAGACAGUGCUUUUCGUCAUGUUCUUUGUGGCCCGAAGGCUAUCACAUGUCGAAGGAAAACCUCAUCAGGUCUUGGAUGGGUCUGGGAUCAACACACCAUUUCGAUGACAUCAAUGAAGCUUAUAACAUCGGGAACGCCAUGAUCGAAACCCUGAAAGCUUCGUCCUUGUUGAAGAACAGCGAAAGGAGCAACAGUCGUCUGGAGAUGCACGAUGUUGUUCGAGAGAUGGCCUCAUGGAUUGCUUCUGAGGAAGGGAGCAGCAGAAACAAAUGGUCGGUGGGAGCCAACAGCAGUGGUCGAACAGGAUGGGAUGAGUGGAGCAGAGCAGAGACGAUAUGCCUCAUGUUCAAGGACAUUGCAGCACUCCCUGAUUCAUGCAAUUGCCCCGACCUCCAAUCUUUGAUCCUCCGAGGAAACAAGCGUCUUUCCAAGAUCCCAAAUGGACUGUUUCCCUGCAUGAUAGCUCUGAGGUACUUGGAUCUGUCUCACACUGGCAUCUUGCGCCUCCCUGCAGAGGUUGGCACAUUGGUGAACUUGCAGUUCCUCGAUCUUUCGUACACAAAAAUCGCGUGCUUGCCGGAGGAGAUCCGAGAGUUGACGAGCUUGAGGCAUUUGGAGUUGGAGGGAACGACGGAGCUCAGGACGAUUCCUCGUGGAGUGAUCUCAAGCCUGGGAAUGUUGCAGGUACUGAACCUGUACAUGAGUGGCUUCGCGAACUGGAAUUGGCUUUCGGUGCGUGGUCACCGUGGCAUAACCUUCGAAGAGCUGGUGUCCUUGCCAAAACUAAGGUCUGUCGGAUUCACCGUGAGGAACAUUCCAUCUCUGCUCAGGCUUUUCAGCAUAAGCCAUGUAUCGACGCACUCCCUGACCAUCAGAGAGCUGCGAGGCUUGAUCUCUCUCCAUCUGUUGCCGGCACUGCUCAGCAGAAACAAGAUGGGGAGGCUCAGAAACCUCACGGUCGAAUCCAGUCGGUGCUUGAAGGAAUUGGUCAUGGGAGAGGAGGCUGAUGACGCUCCGAAUUGGAGACUGCAUCAGCUAGAGGUUCUCAAUUUGGUGUGCCUCCCGGAGCUAGAAAGGGUCAUCUGGAGAGGUGUUCCACCUCAUGCUUGCCUCCCUAACCUUCGCUUUCUAUCCCUUCUCUGCUGCAACAGCCUCAAGAACAUCACAUGGAUUUUGCAUCUUCCACUCCUCCAAGAACUCUACGUACAGAACUGUGACGAAAUGGAGCGCGUGAUGGAGGAGGAAAAAGCAGAGAAGAUCGGAACCCCAUUACCCAAUCUCAGAUACAUCUAUCUUCGCGACCUGAAGAAGUUGGUGAGCAUUAAAGAUCACGCAUUGCCAUUCCCUGGUCUGGAGAGGAUUCUCGUGUACAACUGUUCGGAGCUGAAGCAGCUUCCCUUGGGAGCAAAGAGUGCAGAGAAGUUGAGGAUGAUAUUUGGAGAGAGAGGGUGGUGGGAGAGAUUGGAGUGGGGGAAUCAGAGCAUCAAAUCUGUGUUCGCCUCAUGUUUCAGAGAAAUCCCUGCUGGAUAUGAACCAAGCAUGAAGAUCUUGGAUGGUCUUUGACGACAUCCUGUUCUUGCACAGACAGAUCACAUAGUGCUUUUCACGUAAAAUCUGGUUCUUCAUCUCAUAAUAUUAUCAUCCAAGUCUAAGCAUCAUUACAGCAAGAGAUCAACAACAUCAAACAUCAAACAUCAAACAUCAAACAUCAAAACGCAGG